ACCCCUGGCCCUGGGAGGCUGGGAGACCCAAAAAGCAAGGCUGAGAAACGCCAAGCCCUGUACUGGCCACCCCGGCGGGCCAUGAGCUCCUGAUCCCUCGAGGAAAGCCACAACUGCGGCGCUCCCAGAAGCUGCCCUCCGCAUUGCCCCCUCCCCCUCGAUCGGACCUCUUCAUAAGAGCCGCAUCUCAUGGAGAUGCUAGUCAGUUUCUUCAAGGCUCUAGCAUUGCAGAGGAGCUGAAUUCUGCUUCGCUCAUCUGUUACAAUCCAACUAAACACAGCAGUAACAAUGCGUAGCACAAAACCUCCUGGGAUUCAUCUUUUCGUGUGUGUUCAGGGAAGUUCUCUAUCUCUUAGGACAUGCCAGGCCCUUGUCUUGGUAUUGACAUUCUUUUCAUACGCUAGCUACCAUGCAGCAAGGAAAACCACUAGUGUUGUUAAAGGUGUUCUUGAUCCUAAGACGUCAAAGCCAGGCUUGUUGCACUGGCCUAGAUGCUUGAAUAUUGGUAAAUUGCAUACUGCUGAGAGCCAAACGGUGCUCUAUGGUGGUUGGGCACCAUUUGAUUCCAGAAAUGGCACUGCAUUGCUUGGGGAUGUUGAUUUGGCAUUUCUCGCAAUUUAUGCAAUUGGCAUGUUCUUUGUUGGCCAUAUCGGUGACAGAGUGGAUCUGAGGAACCUUCUGACAAUUGGAAUGAUAGGAACUGGUUUGUUCACGGCUGCUUUUGGAGCUGGAUACUGGCUGAAUAUACACAACUUCUACUAUUUCUUGGGCAUUCAAUUGAUUGCUGGCCUGUUUCAGUCAACUGGGUGGCCCUCAGUGGUAGCAGUUGUCGGCAAUUGGUUUGGGAAGAAAAAGAGGGGACUAAUCAUGGGAAUUUGGAAUGCUCAUACUUCUGUAGGGAACAUAUCAGGCUCUCUGAUAGCAGCUGCUCUCCUGAAGUUUGGGUGGGGCUGGUCAUUUGUUGUUCCUGGUGUUAUGAUUGCAUUAGUUGGGCUCAUUGUGUUUCUGUUCUUGCCUUCUGGCCCUGAGGCUAUUGGAUCUGAGGAUGACCAUUUGAAUGAUUCUGGUAAGAAUGAAAUAGGCACCCCUUUAUUGGAAGGACAGACAGAAGUAACAGAAAAGCCAGUGGGAUUCAUUGAAGCAUUGAGAAUUCCUGGAGUAGUGCCAUUUGCUCUCUGCCUGUUUUUCUGCAAGCUAGUCGCCUACACGUUCCUAUAUUGGCUUCCUUUCUAUAUUAGCCACACAGCUGUUGGUGGAAAAUAUUUGUCAGACUCGACUGCUGGAGCGCUAUCAACGUUGUUUGAUUUAGGUGGUGUCAUAGGCGGCAUCCUUGCUGGCCACAUGUCAGACCGUUUGGAUGCCCGGGCACUGACAGCAGCAAGUUUCACAUUUUCUGCGAUACCGACACUGUUCUUCUACCGCAUGUACGGGAGCAUCUCGCUUUGCUGGAACAUCAUCCUAAUGUUCAUCACCGGCAUGCUCGUGAAUGGCCCUUACGCGCUCAUAACCACCGCGGUCUCUGCAGACCUCGGAACACACAGCUCCCUGAGAGGCAACUCCAGGGCAUUGGCAACUGUGACGGCAAUCAUAGACGGGACAGGCUCAGCUGGCGCUGCAGUUGGUCCCUUGCUGACGGGUUACAUCUCUGCUAAGAGCUGGACUGCGGUCUUCACAAUGCUGAUGGUUUCUGCCCUCGUUGCAGGGCUGCUGUUAUCAAGGCUGGUCAUGGCUGAGGUUUCUGCGAAGCUAGAAUCCCAGAGAUCGGCAGCAGCAACUGGUCUGCCUGUGUCCUCUGUAGAGGAAGCUUAGGCUGGAGAUAACUGAAUUGCUUACGCUUUCCUGGAGAUUCCAAAAUGGUGAAACCCUCAAAAUGUUAGACCUGAGCUGGAAGUCCAUGUUUCUUGUGUAUAGAUAGCAUUCUUUGUCAAGUUUGUUUACUACAGGAUUUCGAGGCAUAUUUGGGAGUUGUGUGAAUGAUUGUUGGAAAAAAGAAAAGAAAAAUGGAAGUCGUAGUCAACAAUAUGUGAUGAUUGGAUCAGAAUUUGGAUCUUCGUAAAUGUAUCAUAUCAGAUUUUUGUAAUAUAGGUGGCUUGGUGUUGUUCCCG
Setaria italica (foxtail millet) is the source of this 2105-nucleotide messenger RNA. RefSeq names its product putative glycerol-3-phosphate transporter 1. NCBI's taxonomy places the organism in Eukaryota, Viridiplantae, Streptophyta, Magnoliopsida, Poales, Poaceae. The record is from RefSeq and is a predicted model, not a curated record. The coding region runs from base 289 to 1809 and encodes 506 amino acids. The transcript has 3 exons. Gene Ontology annotation, biological process: phosphate ion homeostasis; transmembrane transport. Gene Ontology annotation, molecular function: transmembrane transporter activity. Gene Ontology annotation, cellular component: membrane.